AUGCAAGAGGACAUCCAGAAGUGUACGCAGUCCACCAUACUUCAAUUUUCCCAAGCCAUAAUGUCUGCAUCAGCAAAUGAAAAAGGCUCCCAGAAGCUCCGUUUCUUUGACUGGCUGGUUAAUCAAAUCGACAGUAGAGCGUAUCAGGGCUUAUGCUGGCUGGACAAGAAUCACACAACCUUUCGCAUCCCUUGGAAACACAAUUCGAGAAAGAGUCUUGUGGCUGAGGAUUACAGGAUUUUCCAGGAGUGGGCUAUUGUUAGCGGAAAGUAUAAGGAAGGUUCAUCAAACCCGUCCAAAUGGAAAACCAACUUCCGCAAUGCCUUGAAGAGUACGAAGAGGUUUGAGUUACUGAGUUCCAUGCAAGAUCCUGAUCCUCAUCAAGUGUAUAAAAUCAUCCAGCUCAAUACGGCACAAGAAGCUGUCCCCCCUAUUAAUUCAAACAAUGGGAGUGACCCUGAUGAUGAUCUGUUGCAUAUCAGCCCCCACAGUGAAAGACUCCCAGCUCUUCCCCAGCCUGCACCUCUACCACAGCAGGAGAUAGAAGUUAUUUUAGGAACUCUAUCACUGAGGAAUCCAGGCCCAGUGCAAAAUGAAAAUGCAUCUGAAAACUGCUACCCAUGUGGUGCUGAUACACUCAAAUGGAUUAUUCAGCAAGCCAACCUGAAACAGAGUGAUGCUCAGCUGGUCUCAUGGGGCCCUGCCCAAGUUGAUAAUCUUUUUGCUGUACAUGAGCAAGACCAGUGUCAGACAGUCCCUCAUGCUGACCAAAAUAGCUGCCUGCCACUAGCAAAUGGAGUACUGAAUUCACCUGAGGAGAACAGCUAUUAUGAACCCAUGUCCAUUCCAAAUGUGAAUUCCCAGUCAUCGGCAACGCUUCCAUUGCAGUACGUGCCACAAAAUGCCAUUCCUGGUCUGAAUCAAUUUAAUAACGUUGGGGAAACACCAUACAAUAACGAUUGCUUCAUCCAAAAUGUUUUCGUGAACGAGGAACCUCGGGGAAACGGCGUGAUGAUGAACAACACAGCUAGGAAUGACUAUCAAAUGCCAGCAAACCAGCAAGCCGUAAUAGAGCAGGACCUGCCUGUGCCUUCUGCCGUCCCUUGCCCAGCAGAACAGCCCCUUCUCAACACUGGUCCAUUGCAGAACAAUGCAGGACCUGCCUUCUCUCAUCUGGAAGUCUCCAUCUAUUACCGUGGGAAGCUACUGCACGAAACCGAAGUGACGGUGAACAGCUGCAUGUUUACCUACAACAAGCCCCACGACUGUGGCCCUGCUUUUGGCAACCCCCAGAUAGUGCAGUUUCCAAACCCGGAGGAGCUUCCUGAUCAGAAACAAGUGAAGAAUACCUUGACCCUGCUGCAGAAUGCGGGCUUGCUGCUGUACGAAAAGAACCAUAAGAUCUGUGCCAAACGGCUGGAUAAAUGUAAAGUCUUCCUCGCAUUCUCUAAGCAGCUGGACAAUAUACUAGGGCACUCUCAAUUCAAAUGUUUGACGAGGGGUACAGAAACGGAGAUCUUUGACUACAUGCAAUUUUAUCAAGAACUGAAGGAUUUCCAUGAACACCGAAGACCAACCUCUCCUGACUACACUAUCUACCUGUGCUUUGGGCAGCGCUUCUUUGCUGCCAAACCAAAGGAGUCCAAACUAAUCUUGGUGAAGUUGGUGCCUAAGUGCUGUCAAACGUGGCAUGAAUUUGUGCUGAGGGAAGGAUCUUCGUCUUUGAGCAGCGAAAUGAGCCUACAAAUUUCCAACAGCCUGAUGGAUUUGAUGGAACAAUAUCUUAAUGAUAUGUAAGGAAGCACUUUGGAUGUUCUGUUGCUGGUUGACAACUUAACUUCUAUGGCUCAGGGAUGGAAC
Molecule: messenger RNA, 1860 nt
Organism: Euleptes europaea (tarantolino)
Lineage: Eukaryota; Metazoa; Chordata; Lepidosauria; Squamata; Sphaerodactylidae
Gene: IRF7
Product: interferon regulatory factor 7
Biological process (GO): immune system process; regulation of transcription by RNA polymerase II
Cellular component (GO): nucleus
Molecular function (GO): protein binding; DNA-binding transcription factor activity, RNA polymerase II-specific; RNA polymerase II cis-regulatory region sequence-specific DNA binding
Source: RefSeq, a predicted model, not a curated record